Chaetomium fimeti is the source of this 1152-nucleotide messenger RNA. RefSeq names its product cyclin-domain-containing protein. Gene Ontology annotation, biological process: regulation of cyclin-dependent protein serine/threonine kinase activity. Gene Ontology annotation, molecular function: cyclin-dependent protein serine/threonine kinase regulator activity; protein kinase binding. The coding region runs from base 1 to 1152 and encodes 383 amino acids. Gene Ontology annotation, cellular component: cyclin-dependent protein kinase holoenzyme complex; nucleus. The record is from RefSeq and is a predicted model, not a curated record. The transcript has a single exon. NCBI's taxonomy places the organism in Eukaryota, Fungi, Ascomycota, Sordariomycetes, Sordariales, Chaetomiaceae.
AUGGCCGAAGAACAACUGCCCGAACCAUCAACGUCGGGUGGCGACGAUAGCAACGGCAGCGACUCGAAUUCCGUCCAUUCCCCACCGCCCCCGCCCGUUCCAGCCGCCGACCCAAAACUGCAAGGCUCGACAGCCUCCGACCAUGCGCCAUCGCCGACCGUCGCAGACCAUAGCGACGACAUAUUCAAGGUCUCUCCGCAAGCCGCCUUAAGGCUCCUUAGUGCAGGGGUCGAAGCGCUGGUUACCAUGACAGGAGACAUUCCCCCAACGCCCCCGCCCCUGAGCCCAACAAUACCGAACAUGAGGGGGAUGGACGCAGAGAAGAUAAGCAUUGUACGGUCGAACUCGGAAAGGAGCCUAGCGCGGCUCGCCCAACGAGCGAGCGCGACGAGCUCCCCCUUGCCAGGGCGCUCUCCCCUCCAAAACGCGCAGUCGGCCUCCGAACCGGCGGAACCGUCAAGCACAACACCAUCACAAGCACAAGACAUUGACGGAGUACACCUGCGCGCACCACACUCUGCGCCGGCACCCGCGCCGCCCCUCGCAACGCAGAGGCCCCCCGCACCGCAGACACCCCCCUCCAGCGGCUCCCAGUCGCAAUCCCCGCAACCGCUCGUGCCGUACAUCAUCGUAGGCGAGAAUUCGCAGCCGCUCAACCGGCAGCACAGCGCCAUCACGCGCAAGUUCUACUGCCGCGUCCCGCCGCCCAUCUCCAUCACCGAGUACCUGCUCCGCGUGCACCACUUCUGCCCCAUGUCGGCCGGCGUCUACCUGGCCACGUCGCUCUACAUCCACCGCCUGGCCGUGCUGGAGCGCGCCAUCGUCGUGACCAAGCGCAACGCCCACCGCCUGCUGCUGGCCGGCCUACGGGUCGCCAUGAAGGCGCUGGAGGACCUGAGCUAUCCGCAUGGGCGCUUUGCGCGCGUCGGCGGUGUGACGGAGAAGGAGCUGGCGAGACUCGAGAUAAGUUUUUGUUUCUUGACUAGCUUUGAGCUGGCUGUGGAUGCGACGAUGUUGAGUCAACAUUGGGAGUUGUUGCGGAGGGGUACUGAGUGUUGGAGCGUAUUGGAGGACGAGUUGCGGCAGCAGGACCGCGGGUUUGUGCAGCUGGAGCAACCACCAGCGGGGAACGGGGUGGAGGCGCAGGCUUGA